CUGCGUUUAAGUUUGAGAGAUCCUCCUCAGUCAAAUUUGUGAUAUUGAAUUCCUGCAGGAAUUCAAUGUCACAAUUUUGCUUUCCUAAAUAGGAUAUGACUUUUGUACGUUUUACUGAGCUAUGUAACAUUCCUAAAAAUUGCUUUCAACAUGAAUGAGUUGUCCAGUAUCUAAUUCAGUUGAAAUUAUACCACACCAUUUUACACUGUUUAAUUUGCUUGUAAUGCUUCUCUAGGUCUACUGUACAUGCUGUUGAAACAUGUGGUUGACAAGCACAAUCUAUAUUUUGCGUACCUGCCAGCCAAACUCGAUAGGAAGAUCCACUAUGGGGCUGUAAACCAGGCAUUGGCCGCACCAAUCAUCUGCCUCUUCUGGCUCUACUUUUUCUCAGUCCUGAAGACAGGAUUUCUGGCAAUAACUUCCCUUUUCACCCUCAUAGUUCUGUGCAUCACCAUUUUUAUUUGUUUAACUUCUACCUGCUUUGGACACUUCAAGUAUCUGAGUCCACAUAAUUACAAGAUUAAGGAAAACUUGGAUGAAACGGACAAUGUUGCAGCAGGGAUUUUUGAAUCUGCAAUGUAUGUGCCAAAGGUUCUGCAAACCCCACAGAAUGAGUCAACUCCCUUGGAUCACAAAGGUCAGCAGUCAUACGGAACUGUGGAGGACAACAUCCAAACAGCAGAGGACUUGGACAAAAUCUACUUGGUAGAGUAAGGAGGCACGGACUCCUGUGGCUCAGCUGGGCAUUUACCUACAGUGGACAGUAGAUGUCGAAACUGCACUUUUUGUAUGCCAAAGAAAGAAUUCAGGAUUUAACAUUACAAGUACAAGUUUCAUAUAAUUUGUGUCCAAAAGAUAGGAAAGUGAAAUGUAUUUCUCUGAAAAAUGGUUCCCUUUUCUGCAUCAAAAAGCAGCAUUUUUAUAUUGGUAUAACAGUUUUUGUUACAAUUUUUCUGACCACACUGCAAGAUGCACAACCAGCAUUGGAGCACAAGAGCAGACAAAGAUAUAAUCCAUGGGUAGAAUGGUACUCUGAGAUGGUAACAGUAUCAAUGUGCCACGGUACCAUAUCCAUACCAUUGUGCUACAGCACCAUGACCUUGUGAAACAUUUAUUCCAUUGUAUUGCAAAUGCGGUGGUGAUGUCUCUCUUAAAGGUUUCUUCCUGACAAUAACUGCUGUUAUAUAGGGGAGCAGUCACAGGGAGAUACAGUUUUGGACUAUUUAUGAGAUAUGUGACCAUAAUUUGAUUAUUGAUUUAGAAUACUUAUUUAGAAUAAAUGGACAGACUCAAAGUUUAUCACAUUUCCGACCUAUAAAAAUAAACUGUUGACAUAAUUGUAAAGGGACCAGUGCAGUAACUAAUGAUUUCAAUCUCAAUCUCGUGGGAAAUCUAGACACAUCCCUCACUCUCUUGUAUUUUCAUGGUUGUUUUUGUUUGGGAGUCAACUUUCUUGAAAUGACAUCAGCAUAGGGAGUAGAAGUAUGGUACAGUGCCAUUCCACAUUCAAGUUUCUUUUCGUAAUAACUCAUGGACCAAGUUGUAAUCCAUUGAUAAACUUGUUACAAUACAGAACCGCGCUGUGUAUUGUAACAAUGUACAGGGAAACACUAUAUUAAACCAUUAGAUCCGAGUGCAUUUUUAUUGCAUCUAGUGAAAAGGGAAUGUGUUGUGGUCUGACCCAGGAUACAAUAAAUUAAAAAUAAAUAAAUAAAUAAAUAAAAUUGAAUAAAGAGCUGAAUAAGUAAAUAAUGCACACCCUACUGACUGAAUGUUUGGCUAUAGAGUUGCUUAAAAUUGUGUACAAAAAAAGUUCAACUGUUUUGUAUUUAUUUUUUGAAAAUGUGUUCAUGUCAACAUUUAACAAGGUGUUGUUUUGUGCUGUGCCACUUUAACAGUACAGAUGUGCCAUUUUGCCAAUUGAAUCAGUUUUAAAGCCAUAUUGCCUAGCCAUGUUUCUCAUACAUUGCUACCCAAGAGGUAGUUAGCUGUGCAUCAAAUGGUUAUUUUCUCUUAAGGGUAUAUUGAUAACUCAAUUUGAAUAAAUAUGAAGACAUUUGCACAAAUUUACAUUUUUAAAAAAGGCCUUUUGAUUUUCAUCCUUUUAUUUUAAUUGUAUAAUGCACUGCUUCUAAGGGGCCACAAAAAUAUUGUGUCAAUAAUAAAGACCCAACAAGUCCAUUGCCACAGAUGAGACUUUAUUGUCAUUAAAGCAUAGGUUUUAUCAGCUCAACAUAUGAGGAACAUUUUGUUUGCUUAUUAAAAAUAAGUCUCUUCAACCACUCCACAUUAGAGGGACAAAGUACUUUUUAGUAAUGUAUUUGCAAUCUAGAUUGCUGCAGUUCUAACAAUAAUACAAACACAUUUUAACUUCUCUUUGCUGUAAUACUAUUUAAUCACAAGAGGGCAGUGUGUCCCUGUGAAUCCAUAAUUAUACAUAAUUUAUAAUUCACCUAUUGUAUUGCCUUUCCCCUUACAUUGACAUCCGGACUGUUUCUAUAUACAUUUGUAAAAUAUGAUUUUGUAUUUCUGUAUAUAUUAUUAAUCAUGAAGGAAUACCCUAAUACCCUAAUUACAUUAAUCUCCAGAAAUAUGACUUUUGCCACGAUGUCAGGUUCAUAAGAAGUUUGUUAUGUAGACCUAUACCUUUUGAAAAAGUAUUUUUUUAAAGUUCUAUUAUAAAAGUAGUGUGUGUCUUGGUAAUUGAAGACCUGCAGCUUGUGGCUGUCAGGAUGACACAAAUCUUGAACUGUUACCUAAAAAUUACAGGGCUGACUAAUGGGAAUGUACUGUAUUCAUUCGCUGUAUAUGUUGGCUAGAUAAGCCACAGCAAGGAACCAACUGGGAAAAAGCAGUUUCUUUCAAUCUGGGAUAUUAAUAAUGCAUUUUGUAACUGUAUAACCCCUGAUGUUUCCUUGGGGGCGAUUACCCCAAUUCUAUAGCUGUCUGGAGCACAAACAAUAUAUCAACAUUAAAAAAUACUUUACAUUUUAAUGAAAAAGGAGACCACUGUGCAAGAAUGCUGAAAAAACAAAAUAAUAAAAGAAUGUCUUCCCCCUUUCACAGCCUCUUAUUGUUGAAAAAAAAAACAAUGUAACCAGCGAUGCAGCAGACACCAAGACCAGAACAUGACAUUUCAGCCACUACUGGUUGUUCAACAGUUAAAAAUUGAUAGAGAUCAGGCGGCAUUCGAGUAUGAUUACAAUGGACGGGUAACCGGUUUCUCAUGUACUCCUAGUAUCAUACCUAUCCUUUAUAUAAUUGUUAUUUAAGGUAACAUUCUACCUUGUCCUUUUAACUAACCUUUGUAUACUGUGAUCACUACCAGAUGUAAAUCUAGCUGCUUAAAUGUAUUAAAACCAGUAUCGGUCUGGUGUUUGUUGAAAACGUGUAAUAUGACUCAACUCCAGUGAACAAAUCUGCCUCCUACUCACCUUUUUGAUUAAUGUCAAUGCAUGCACAAAAUUUAAUUUGCACCCAAGUGAUAGGUUUACCAUGGUCUCCAUCUCAGGGUAGCCCACCCACAGACCCAGACCUAGAAUUUGAUCACAAACACCUGCACGGUGUACGUUUUAAUGGGAAAGGACAAACUCCUAUAUGCUCAUGUGUUUGUGACAGAUCAAGACAAGGUUGGUGUAAGUUUGACCUAGAUAAUUGAAGCAUGACUGGCUGGUGAAACAGUAGAGUCUGGUCUAAUGAAAAUUUAAAUGAAGUUGCAAUAGCUGGGCAUGGUUUAUAUAGCACACAUUUGGUUGAAGCUUUUAGGGGAGUUGUUUUUUUAACAUAGGCCUGUUUGC
Polyodon spathula (Mississippi paddlefish) is the source of this 3797-nucleotide messenger RNA. Its product is annotated as CSC1-like protein 2. The coding region runs from base 247 to 714 and encodes 155 amino acids. The transcript is spliced from 4 exons. Lineage: Eukaryota; Metazoa; Chordata; Actinopteri; Acipenseriformes; Polyodontidae. The record is from RefSeq and is a predicted model, not a curated record.